Sorghum bicolor (sorghum) is the source of this 2556-nucleotide messenger RNA. Its product is annotated as protein LUTEIN DEFICIENT 5, chloroplastic. The transcript has 16 exons. Gene Ontology annotation, biological process: xanthophyll biosynthetic process. Bases 155 to 2098 code for a protein of 647 amino acids. The record is from RefSeq and is a predicted model, not a curated record. Gene Ontology annotation, molecular function: heme binding; oxidoreductase activity, acting on paired donors, with incorporation or reduction of molecular oxygen; iron ion binding. Lineage: Eukaryota; Viridiplantae; Streptophyta; Magnoliopsida; Poales; Poaceae. Gene Ontology annotation, cellular component: chloroplast.
CGCAAGGCAUCUCCGGGAACGCAACGCAACAAACGGGGGGAGCACCCAACCCCACGUCCUCCCCGCCCGCUUCUUCACACCACCUCAUCCUCCACCUCAGGCUUCUUCCACUCCCACCCGCUCCCUUUUCCUUUCCUUUGUUCCCGCACUUUCCAUGUCACUGCACCACUGCCGCGCUGCCACCAUGCCCGCCGCCGCCAGCGCCAUCGGACUCUCGACCGCGGGCGCUGUCCCGUUCCGCCUCCCCGCCUCCGGCUGCGCCCACCAGGGCCACCUCCGCCUCCUUCCUCCUCCUCCUCCUGCUGCCGCCGCCUGCCGCCGCCGCUUGCUUCUCCGCUGCGCCGCCUCGUCUGGCGGUGGCGGUGGAGGUGGUGCCGGAGGCAGCGGCGGCUCCGACCCGGCCCUCGAAGAGCAGCGGCGCCGCCAGGCCGAGCUCGCCGCGCGCAUUGCGUCCGGCGAGUUCACCGUGCAAGGCCCCGGGUGGAUUGCGCCUCUCGUUGGGAAGCUCUCCAAGUUGGGCCCGCCGGGGGAGCUCGCCGCCGCGCUGCUCACCAGGGUGGCGGGCGCUGGCGCGGCGCGUGGCGGCCCAGAGAUCCCACAGGCACUCGGGUCGAUCAACGCCGUCGUGGGUCAGGCCUUCUUCGUGCCCCUGUACGACCUCUUCCUCACCUACGGCGGCAUCUUUCGCCUCAACUUUGGCCCUAAGUCGUUUCUUAUUGUCUCCGAUCCUGCUAUCGCUAAGCACAUCCUGAGGGACAACUCCAAAGCUUAUUCCAAGGGAAUACUUGCAGAGAUAUUGGAGUUUGUGAUGGGUAAGGGUUUGAUCCCUGCUGACGGGGAGAUUUGGCGUGUUCGGAGGCGUGCUAUUGUUCCCGCGUUGCAUCAGAAGUAUGUGACUGCGAUGAUUGGUCUCUUUGGAGAAGCUUCACAUCGUCUCUGCGAGAAAUUGGACAAGGCAGCAGCGGAUGGGGAGGACGUGGAGAUGGAGUCGUUGUUCUCUCGACUCACAUUGGAUGUCAUAGGGAAGGCAGUCUUCAAUUAUGAUUUUGACUCAUUAUCUUACGAUAACGGAAUAGUCGAGGCAGUGUAUGUAACACUAAGGGAAGCAGAGAUGCGUAGCACUUCUCCUAUACCAACCUGGGAAAUACCAAUAUGGAAGGACAUUUCCCCACGGCAGAAGAAGGUCAACGAAGCUCUCAAGUUGAUAAAUAGUACUCUAGAUGAACUAAUUGCCAUAUGCAAGAGAAUGGUAGAGCAAGAAGAUCUUCAGUUUCAUGAGGAAUACAUGAACGAGCAAGAUCCUAGUAUUCUUCACUUCCUUUUGGCAUCUGGAGAUGAUGUAUCCAGCAAGCAACUCCGUGAUGAUUUGAUGACCAUGCUCAUAGCUGGUCAUGAGACUUCUGCGGCAGUCUUGACAUGGACGUUUUAUCUUCUAUCUAAGUAUCCGAAAGUAAUGGCCAAGCUCCAAGAUGAGGUUGAUAGUGUUCUAGGUGAUGGUUUGCCAACAAUUGAGGAUGUGAAAAAACUGAAGUACACGACUCGGGUUAUUAAUGAAUCAUUGAGACUAUAUCCACAGCCGCCGGUUUUAAUUCGUAGGUCACUUGAGGAUGAUAUGCUCGGAGGGUACCCAAUUGGCCGAGGAGAAGAUAUUUUUAUUUCUGUCUGGAAUCUUCACCACUGCCCAAAGCACUGGGAUGAUGCAGAAGUUUUCAACCCAGAAAGAUGGCCUUUGGAUGGACCAAAUCCGAACGAGAUAAACCAAAAUUUCAGUUACUUACCAUUUGGUGGCGGACCAAGGAAAUGUGUAGGUGACAUGUUUGCCACUUUUGAGAAUGUGGUGGCAACAGCAAUGCUUGUCAAACGAUUUGACUUUCAGUUGGCUCCAGGAGCACCUCCGGUUGACAUGACAACUGGAGCAACGAUUCACACGACUGAGGGAUUAAAAAUGACUGUUACUCGAAGGACAAGGGCACCAGUAAUUCCAAACCUGGAGAUGAAAAUUAUUUCUGAUUCACAAGAACCCGCACUUUCUACCCCAUCCAUGGUUGUUAGUGCUGCUUCUGUUGCUUCAGGAGAAGAUCAAGGGGGCGUCUCCUGAUUUAAGCAGUUUCAAGCUUCAACAACAUACAGAAUGAGUAUAUCCAUUUAUAUUGCUGUGGAAGUAUUUGGCUAGUUUACAGCAUUUGGUUGCGCGAGCAGUACAAAACAGAGAUGGAGUCUCCUGGCGUGCUACUUUUAUUUACAAGGAAAAACUCUCAACCCUUCCGGACUUAUUGUUACUGAUGGCACAGCACACUCCUAUAGACUAUAGAUCUCCAUGCUGCUACUCAAAAACACCAUGGACACAUCUACAUAUUUACAAGAAGCUCUGACUUCCAAGCAUGGAUUGCUGCGCUCCUAAACCUUCAGCAUGCCUUCCAACACACGAAGAACAUCAGCACGGGUAACUAUACCUGUCGAUAGUGUUUAGAACCCCAUUAGGCUUGUAACAUACUCUGUGUUGUCAAUGUUAAGGAUAAUACAAAUCAAGCGUAUACAUGCAGGGUUUUUUUCUCU